This is a messenger RNA of Malania oleifera, 2829 nucleotides long. Its product is annotated as probable E3 ubiquitin-protein ligase ARI1. Gene Ontology annotation, molecular function: ubiquitin protein ligase activity; ubiquitin conjugating enzyme binding; zinc ion binding. The coding region runs from base 288 to 1946 and encodes 552 amino acids. Gene Ontology annotation, cellular component: cytoplasm; ubiquitin ligase complex. NCBI's taxonomy places the organism in Eukaryota, Viridiplantae, Streptophyta, Magnoliopsida, Santalales, Ximeniaceae. The record is from RefSeq and is a predicted model, not a curated record. Gene Ontology annotation, biological process: protein polyubiquitination; positive regulation of proteasomal ubiquitin-dependent protein catabolic process; ubiquitin-dependent protein catabolic process. The transcript has 7 exons.
CUUUCCAUAUAAAUUCAUAGCACCGGAAAUUAGAAAGCGGUGAGAGACGGAGAGCGAGAGAUCAAGAACGCAGAACGCUGUUGAUACGCUUGCCUGUUUGCUUCACUCGACAGUAUACUUGUAAAAUCCCUGUAGGGGAAUCCGCAGUCUCAGUAGUUCUGUUCCUCUUCAAGAUUAGCAGCAAAUUCUUGUAUCCUUUUUCUUUUUUCCUGGAAAAUUCAUCUUCCCCGGAACUCGUUCGCAUAAUCUUUUUUAGCUGUUACUGUUACAUCCGCGUUGGGUUUCCGAUGGACGACUACUUCAGUGGCGAUGAUGAUUACUAUUACGACUUCGAGGAUUCUAUGGAGCCCUUGGAAGACGACGACGGGGACAAGGACCGGUUGCACAGGGGGCGCGGUCCGGCGAGUCAGGUAAUUACAAAAGAGUCUCUUUUGGCUGCACAGAGAGAAGACUUGCAUAGAGUAAUGGACUUGCUGUCGCUGAGGGAGGACCAGGCACGGACUUUACUCAUUCAUCACCAUUGGGAUGUUGACAAGGUCAUCGCAGUGUUUGUAGAGAGAGGGAAAGAUAAAUUAUUUGCGGGUGCAGGUGUAACAGUGGUGGAGCAUGAUGAGUUCUCCCAACAGUUUUCCUCAAUAGUGAUGUGCAAUAUCUGCCUAGAGGAAGUAACUGCUGCAGAAAUCACUAGGAUGGACUGCGGCCACUACUUUUGCAACAAUUGUUGGACACGGCAUUUUAUUGUGAAGAUAAAUGAAGGUCAGAGCAAACGCAUUAGGUGCAUGGCACACAAGUGUAAUGCUAUAUGUUAUGAGACAAUAAUUAGAGAUCUAGUUGGUACAAAGGACCCUGAUUUGGCUGAGAAAUUUGAUCGUUUUCUACUAGAAUCAUAUAUUGAUGAUAAUAGAAGGGUCAAAUGGUGCCCUAGUGUUCCCCAUUGUGGAAAUGCAAUUCGUGUGGAGGAUGAUGAAUUGUGUGAAGUUGAAUGUGUUUGCAGUCUGCAAUUCUGUUUUAAUUGCUCAUCUGAAACACACUCGCCUUGUUCUUGUCUCAUGUGGGAGCUUUGGAGAAAGAAAUGCCAGGAUGAGUCGGAGACAGUUAACUGGAUCACAGUCAACACAAAGCCCUGUCCAAAAUGUCUCAAACCAGUGGAAAAAAAUGGAGGAUGCAACCUAGUAAGGUGUAUCUGUGGGCAAGCAUUUUGUUGGCAUUGUGGUGGUGCUACUGGUGUAGAGCAUACGUGGACUACGAUUAGUGGUCAUGGUUGUGGUCGUUACAGUGAGGACCAUUUGAAGAAAGUCGAGUCUUCAAAAAAAGACCUCUUGCGUUACAUCCACUAUCACAAUCGAUUCAAGGCUCAUACAGAUUCUUUCAAGCUUGAAUCUAAGCUGAGGAACACCAUUUUAGAAAAGACAUUAAGAUUGGAAGAAAAAGAAUCAAGGUCUAAAGAUUUUAGCUGGGUAACAAAUGGACUCCACAGACUCUUCAGAUCAAGGCGCAUCAUCUCAUAUUCGUAUGUGUUUGCAUUUUACAUGUUUGGUGACAUGUUCAGAAAGGAAAUGACGGAAGAGGAAAGGGAAAUAAAACGGAACUUUUUUGAGGACCAGCAGCAGCAGCUUGAGGGAAAUGUUGAGAAACUCUCAAUGUUUUUAGAAGAGCCAUUUGAUACAUAUGCAGAAGAUAAAGUUAUGGAGGCCAGAAUGAAUAUAAUUAAUCUGUCAGAGGUUGUCAAUAACCUCUGCAAAAAUUUGUAUGAAUGCAUUGAGAAUGAUUUACUAGAUUCCCUCCAGCAGAAAAUUUACAUAGCUCCUUAUAAGUCGCAUGGUGUGGAGAAAGCUUCAGAACUCCCUCUUAGGAAUGCCAACUCCUGCAAUGCUGAAAGUAAUUCCAUUGUAAAUGUUCUACUGGAAGCAAAUUUGAAGAACAAUACGACCAACACAUCUUUCUAGAGCUACUACUGAUACACAGGUGUAUAUAAAGAUAUUUAGGAACUCGUCGGUCUUUUUCCUGCUUUGAGAGUUCUGUUGACCAUGGGUACUCUUCUCCAAAAAGCCUAUUCUUUUUGGUGUGCCAGUAGCUGAUCAUAAUCCCUAAAAAUAGAGGUAAAGGGUCGGAAAGUAAAUCAGAUAAGAAGACAAGGAACGAGAGGUAGCAGUUUCGUGGUUCUGCGGGUAGAGAACUAUUAAUUGGAAGAGGUUUUAUCUCAAGAGGUUGCAUUUGGGAACUUCUUUCUAUCCUUGCCCCUUGCCAGCUAGAGCCACAGAGCUAAAGGCAGAUUCUUUAGUCACUUGUGACUUAGUCCUGACGAACAAAUCUGAAUAUGGGCGAAGAAGCAAAGCCUUUUUAGAUUGAUUGUUGACAGAUGGAGUUUGAAAGCCAAUAACAAAUUUUCAAGCCCUAAAUUGAAUUUACUUUACAAUGUAAAUAUAUAAAUUAAGUGCAGUUGCCCAUUAUAAUCAUCUGGCCAUUUUGACAUGGAGCCCCUGUCACAUGAGAGAGAGAGAGAGAGAUCUAUAUUCAUACCACAAUAUUUUUCAGUCAUUCAGAUGAUUCUAUUACAAAGAGGGCCCAUUAUGGAGUAUCCUCCAGAGGGGGUCAAUGUUACUGUUUGAGUUUUGACAUUUGCAGUAAUCGCUUUUUCAGUUUUUGGUUCUUUUUAAAAUUAUCUGUUGUUGAGAAUGCUUUGCUGCAAGUUGCGAGUAAUCUUCAAAGACGUGGUCUGGUGCAAAACGAGCAGCAGGGCCAAGCUCAGCUGAUCGCUAUUUGUAAUUUUGUAACUUGUGGGCAAAUUUGCUCGGGUUAACAAUACAAAAUGUUCAAGUUGAGUUGCUA